GCUGGGGCAAGUCGGAAUUCGUCUACAGACCGGACAACAUCUUCUUCCCUCGCUUCGUCUUCUCGACCGGCCAGUCUCUAGAUGCAUCACCUUACUUUGCCUACAUUCUAUUGAAACCGGCGAGCAGCAAAAACACCACUCCAUCACACAUAUUUCCUCCUACCCUGCAUGGUCAGUUAUCAGAUAAUCCAACAUCCAGAGGCCGCCGACGAUGCUGCCACUGACGUUGGACGUUCACUUCUGCACCGGGCCCCCGAUGUCUUGGUUCACAAGCAGGCCGGCCGUGUCUCGGACCCAUCAAACCCAGGGAGACUGAAAACCUCCACUGCAAGUCUGGUCUCGUCUGCAGUCGCGCGGGUGCGGUGCGGUACAGUCGGUACGGUACUGCAACCGCAUGCCGCACUGCAUUGCAUACCUACUCACACCACACGCUACCUCACACGCCUGAAAGUGUUGUGUGAGAAGGUAGGUAUUCACGUCAGCUUCCGCUGCCUACGCAUGUCUCACCAAUGCCUUCCCAUUCAAGCGGUUCACCGUCCCGCCCAGCCGUUUUUUCAUUCGUCUAUCACUCGACUCGAAGCAUGUCUUGGGCUUUUUAUGUCUCUUGCGGCUUGCCAACCGCAUCCUUCACCGCCUCAUUUAUCGCCUCUGCGGAAUGGGCCGCUUAUUCAUGACGGCGAUGAGGCGUUUCCUUCCCGCCAGCAGACGCGAGAGCGAAGUUUACUGGUGAUCAAGCCACGCUGCCGACGGGAUGAGUUCCCCCAUAGCAGUGUAUGAUCUGUUGCAGCGAUGCUCGCCUUGCCAAUCUCAAUCCAUCGAAUCAUACCCCCGGGAUUCGAUCCCCGGUUACACAAAGUUGAAGCUCCAGAGUUCACGCCAAGCCUCAUGUCACCCUGUCGCAAAUUAGAGCACGAAACAUAUCCCAUCCUCAAAGGCAUCGCGAUCUCCUCACUGCCACGACUGCCGAACCUCAAACAUUGACGUCGAGAGGCCCUUCGAAAGAGCAUCAGGCCAUCUCAAAAGCCACAAUAUCCCAAAACUUCCCAAAUUCAAGGUCCUCCGGAUACCUGGAAUCGGAAUGUCUCAAGCCAGUGAAGCCACAACGUCCAGUUCAGGGGUUCCCUAGCAGAGUG
Colletotrichum acutatum is the source of this 1133-nucleotide messenger RNA. RefSeq lists its product as uncharacterized. The record is from RefSeq and is a predicted model, not a curated record. NCBI's taxonomy places the organism in Eukaryota, Fungi, Ascomycota, Sordariomycetes, Glomerellales, Glomerellaceae. The coding region runs from base 169 to 777 and encodes 202 amino acids. The transcript is spliced from 2 exons.